Aspergillus mulundensis is the source of this 1581-nucleotide messenger RNA. RefSeq names its product carboxylic acid transport protein. Gene Ontology annotation, cellular component: plasma membrane. The transcript is spliced from 4 exons. The record is from RefSeq and is a predicted model, not a curated record. Lineage: Eukaryota; Fungi; Ascomycota; Eurotiomycetes; Eurotiales; Aspergillaceae. Gene Ontology annotation, biological process: carboxylic acid transport; transmembrane transport. The coding region runs from base 1 to 1581 and encodes 526 amino acids. Gene Ontology annotation, molecular function: carboxylic acid transmembrane transporter activity.
AUGCCUUCCCAAAACGAGCCUGCUGACCCCAUUCCCGACGGGAUUCUUGCUACGGCAAAACAAUCCUGGGGCGACCUCUUCCGAUGGAAGCAGCGCGUCAUCAUCGAGAACGAGCAGGGCGAGAGCUACGCCGAGUGGCAAGACCCCGAGCCGUUCAAGAACCCAAUCAGCCUGUUUAUGCUGCUGAGCGCUCGUGACUGGCUGUUCUUCCUCGUUGGCCUUGCCGCUUGGACUGCCGAUGCGUUUGACUUUCACGCGCUGUCCAUCCAGCAAGUCAAGCUUGCCGACUACUAUGGCAAAUCCAAGACCGACAUUUCCACGGCUAUUACUCUCACUCUGCUUCUGCGAAGUGUAGGCGCUGCGUUCUUCGGUCUUGCGGGUGACAGAUGGGGCCGUAAGUGGCCUAUGGUAAUCAACAUGAUCGUUCUUGGUGUCUUGCAGAUUGCGACCAUCUACAGCAGUACCUUCCAGCAGUUUCUUGCCGUAAGAAGUUUAUUCGGCCUGUUCAUGGGUGGUGUGUAUGGAAAUGCCAUCGCCAUGGCUGUCAGCGCCCGCGGUCUCAUGUCCGGAAUCCUCCAGCAGGGCUACUCGCUCGGCUACGUAUUCGCCGCAUGCGCCAACCUCGGAGUCGGAGGUGAAACCGAGACCUUCAAAACCGUCUUCUGGAUCGCAGCCGGAAUCUCCAUCGGCAUCGGUUUCAUCCGCGUCCUCUUCCCCGAAUCCAAACAAUUCCUCGAAGCAAAAGCAGCCGGCAAGCGCUCCGUCAGCGCGGGCGAAUUCUGGCGCGAGACCAAAGUGAUGAUCGGCCAGGAGUGGAAGAUCUCCGUCUACUGCAUCAUCCUCAUGACCUGGGUGCGCGAUCCCCCUUAUCCACCAAGCCCCCAUUCUAACAACGUACCCCAGUUCAACUACUACUCCCACACCUCCCAAGACUCCUACACAACCUUCAUGCUCACGCAGAAAGAGCUCGAGAACUCGGGUGCGUCGCGCGCCUCAAUCAUCAUGAAGACAGGCGCGUGCGUCGGCGGCACGAUAAUCGGGUACCUCUCGCAGUUCGUGGGCCGGCGGCGCGCCAUCAUCGUCGCGGCCUUCAUCUCCGGCUUGCUGAUUCCGGCCUGGAUCCUGCCCAAGACCGAGGGCUCGCUCAGCGCCACGGGCUUCUUCAUCCAGUUCUUUAUCCAGGGUGCUUGGGGCGUUAUUCCCAUUCAUUUGAACGAGCUGUCCCCUCCUGCUUUCCGAUCCCUCUUCCCUGGUCUAACCUACCAACUCGGCAACAUGAUCUCGUCCCCCUCCGCGCAGAUCAUCAACGCCAUCGCCGAAAAGACGUUCAUCCGUGGGCCCUCUGGGACGCCUGUUGAAGCGUACGGGCCGACGAUGGGCGUUGCCACCGCGAUCAUUGCGACGGGGAUAAUGGUGACGACGGCGUUUGGGCCGGAGAAGCGUGGAAGGCGCUUUGAGACGGUUGUGGUGGGCAUGCAGGAGCAGAAUCGCACGGCCAAGGUGGUUGAUCUUGAGGAGGGGGAGGGGGAUGUUAAGCCGGGGCAGGAGAAUGUUGAGCUGGAGAGGGUGGAUAAGGCUUAG